UUUACAUCCUCUACGUUCUAACUAAGAAGAGAUCGGUAUAUUAUAGAAAUGGCUACGCGCUUUCUCCUCCUUGCUCUCUUUGCCCUUGUGUUUUCUCAGGCCAUUGCCUCCGAUCCUAGUCCUCUCCAAGACUUUUGCGUUGCCGAUAAGAACUCUCCAGUGUUUGUCAAUGGACUUAUUUGCAAGAACCCGAACUUCACCACCCCUGAAGAUUUCUUCUUCAAGGGGCUUGACCAACCUGGUAACACAAUGAACAAACUCGGGUUUAAUGCAAAUCUAGUUAACGCAAUGGCGCUUCCCGGACUCAACACGCUCGGCAUUUCCAUAGCCCGAUUGGACUUUGCACCCUAUGGUCUCAACCCACCUCACACUCACCCGCGAGCGACCGAGGUCUUCACGGUAGUAGAAGGCACAUUCUAUGUUGGCUUUGUUACAUCUAACCCCGAUAACAAACUUUUCUCCAAAGUCUUGAACAAGGGCGAUGUGUUCGUGUUCCCCGAAGGGCUUAUUCACUUUCAAUACAAUAUCGGAAAGACAAGUGGCUUUGGCAUUUCAGGUCUUAGCAGUCAGAAUCCUGGCCUCAUCACUAUAGCAAACGCAGUCUUCAAGUCGAAUCCCCCAAUCUCAGACGACAUUCUCGCCAAAGCAUUUCAGCUAGAUAAGAAGAUUGUAGAUUGGAUCCAAACUCAAAUAUAAAUGAUCAAGAACAAUUAACAAUAAACGCGUGAAGGAGACUUAAUUUCGUGUGAUUUUAUUAGUAAGUUGAUUGUUUGUACUAAUUAAUUCGUCUCAAUAAGCAAACAUUGUGUGUUUGUUUGCAUGUAUCAACAAUAAAAUUAAGGGAAGUCGUAAUAUGUCUUGAUUCACGUGUGUCAUUAUUAUUUUAUGUGUGUAAUUAAGAUUUAUUUUAAUAAUGAUUAAUUACUGGAUAGUAGUUAAUGUA
Ananas comosus (pineapple) is the source of this 943-nucleotide messenger RNA. Its product is annotated as germin-like protein 8-2. Gene Ontology annotation, molecular function: manganese ion binding. Gene Ontology annotation, cellular component: cell wall. The record is from RefSeq and is a predicted model, not a curated record. NCBI's taxonomy places the organism in Eukaryota, Viridiplantae, Streptophyta, Magnoliopsida, Poales, Bromeliaceae. The transcript is spliced from 2 exons. Bases 49 to 696 code for a protein of 215 amino acids.